Molecule: messenger RNA, 2300 nt
Organism: Girardinichthys multiradiatus
Lineage: Eukaryota; Metazoa; Chordata; Actinopteri; Cyprinodontiformes; Goodeidae
Gene: gnb3b
Product: guanine nucleotide binding protein (G protein), beta polypeptide 3b
Exons: 9
Coding region: 356-1384 (342 amino acids)
Biological process (GO): G protein-coupled receptor signaling pathway
Cellular component (GO): heterotrimeric G-protein complex; cytoplasm
Molecular function (GO): signaling receptor complex adaptor activity; protein binding
Source: RefSeq, a predicted model, not a curated record
UUCUCUCAGUCUCUCUCCUUCCCUUUCUGUUUCCAUCUUUGUGCUUUAUCCCUUCAUCCCUUAUCUCCUUCAUCCCCUCCAAUCCUCAUCUGUUCUUCACCGUGGAGGAAGGGCAGGAGAAAGAGAGAGUUUUUUUUGCAGGUAAAGCUAGAUCAGCAGUCUGAAUUGGGUAGAGCAUCAGAGGAAUCGGUGAGCCGGCUGUGCAACCUGGGACAGUGGAAUCUAAAGGAACUCAUUGGGGAGCACAGAGCCAGAGGUGACUGGGACCAGGUUGCAGGAGACAAGGUCCUAACUUUGAGUGGAAAAGAGGGAUUGUUUCAUUUUCCAUCAGUAACAUCCUGCAGUGACUGUCAUUAUGGCAGCUGAGAAAGCUGAAAUGGAUGCACUGAAAAAGGAGUGCGAUGGCCUCCGUGCUCAAAUUGAGGCGGCGCGUAAAGCCGUAAACGACACUACCAUGACAGCAGCAGCCAACGGCGUGGCCUCUCUGGGCCGGGUCCAGUUGAAGCUCAGGAAGUCACUCAAGGGCCACCUGGCCAAGAUCUAUGCCAUGCAUUGGUCAGAAGAUUCAAGGCAAAUGGUCAGUGCAUCACAGGAUGGCAAGCUUCUUGUCUGGGACACCUUCACUGGGAACAAGUUGGUUGCUGUCCCUCUUAAGUCUGCUUGGGUGAUGAGCGUCGCCUUCGCUCCUUCUGCUAACCUGGUGGCCAGUGGUGGUCUGGAUAACAUCUGCACAGUCUACAACAUUAAGGCUGCCAGCCCCAAGACCCUCAGGGAGUUGGAUGCACACACAGGUUAUUUGUCUUGCUGCCGUUUCCUUAGUGAUUCUGAGAUCCUGACAGCCUCUGGUGACACCACCUGCGUUCUGUGGGACCUGGAGACGGGCAAGCAGAAAAUGGCCUACACCAACCACAUCGGGGACUGCAUGUCGCUGGCCCUCUCCCCUGACAUGAACAUGUUCAUCUCAGGAGCCUGCGACUCUCUGGCAAAACUGUGGGACCUGAGGGAAGGAACCUGCAAGCAGACCUUCUCCGGGCACACCAGUGACAUCAAUGCCAUUUCUUUCUUCCCCAGUGGAAAUGCCAUCAUCACGGGCUCUGACGACUGCUCCUGCAAGAUGUAUGACCUGCGUUCUGACCAGGAGGUGACAGACUACACGGAUGCCACCCUGAACGCCGGCGUCACAUCUUUGGCCCUUUCCAACUCCGGCCGCCUUAUCUUUGCAGGCUAUGAUGACUUCAACUGCCACAUCUGGGACUCCCUGAAGGGAGAGAAAGUUGGUGUGCUCUCCGGCCAUGACAACAGGGUGAGCUGCACCGGCGUCCCGGCUGAUGGAAUGGGUGUCUGCACAGGAUCCUGGGACAGCUUCCUGAAACUGUGGAACUGAGGUGUUUCAGCGUCAAGAAAAAAACCUCAGGAGGAAAAGAGGAGGAGCAGAAAUGAGGAGGAAAGAAUUAAGAAAUGAAGGAGAAGAGAAGACAUUACAAAAAAAGGGAGGAUGCAUGGAUAAAAAAGGCCUCCUCUUCCUAUCUUCCUCUCUUCUUCCUCAAAAAUGUAUGCAAAACAUGAGCAGUUGCAAAUGAGCCUCAUUGUGUAAAUAGCAUCAGGGAAACAAUGCACGAUGCAUCCUGCUGUGUGUACAGAAGAGCUUAAUUGUUGUCAGCUUACAUAACAAAACACAUUUUUAAAAAUAGCACAUUAAUCUAAAUGUUACCAGAGCAGGGAACUAAGCUCUGAUUCAGAAACACAUAGAGGUUUUUGACAAUAAAAGAAGCACAAAUGUUUGAGCACUGAAAAUAAAGUUAUAGAAUAACAGAUUUUAUUUUUGUUCUUGAGAUCAUUAAGCUGUAAGAGCCCUGAACUUACAUAGAUGAAAAACUGAUGUAUAAAUUCAUUUAUACCUGAUAGUGUAACUGUUAGAAUGGAGUUCAUGUAAAAUGUCUUUUUUUUCUCUAUUAUUUCCAUUUUAUGCCAGGCUACAUACACACAGAGUGUAAAUAUGCCACAAAAAGUCAUCAUUGCUCCCUUUCUAAGAACAGACAGGCUUUUAAGCAGGGCGGAGUUACCAUGUGGAUGUGAUGCACUCAGAAGAAAGAAGGUUUAAGUCUGGAAGCAGGCGGUAGACUGGGCUGCCGGGCAGCUGUCUAAACUGUAAAACAUUCUGUGAAAACACAUAAACUUAAUUUAUCCCUUUCAGCUCAGCUGCUUUCUGUAGUUCUUGUACAACUCUGUGCAACUCUGAUGUAAAAAUGGCAAAAACUUUCUUGUAAAUCUUUCUAAUAAAUAGAUCUGCAUUCAUGUUA